Molecule: messenger RNA, 3743 nt
Organism: Epinephelus fuscoguttatus (brown-marbled grouper)
Lineage: Eukaryota; Metazoa; Chordata; Actinopteri; Perciformes; Serranidae
Gene: gja1b
Product: gap junction protein alpha 1b
Exons: 2
Coding region: 139-1305 (388 amino acids)
Biological process (GO): cell-cell signaling; heart development
Cellular component (GO): connexin complex
Molecular function (GO): transmembrane transporter activity
Source: RefSeq, a predicted model, not a curated record
AUAAGGGAAGUUUGACAAGUUCCACUCAGUUUCCCUCCUGGUCCCAAACUUGGAUUUCAACUUUCUACAAGUGGCGGAGAAAGUCCCUCUGGGCUCUCUUCUUUCUCUCUGCAACUUUCCAGCUAACGCUCCCUGAGAAUGGGUGACUGGAGUGCUCUGGGUCGUUUGCUGGACAAGGUCCAGGCCUACUCUACUGCCGGGGGAAAGGUCUGGCUGUCGGUCCUCUUCAUCUUCAGGAUCCUGGUUCUGGGUACUGCAGUGGAAUCAGCCUGGGGAGACGAGCAGUCUGCGUUCAAAUGUAACACCCAGCAGCCUGGUUGUGAGAACGUCUGCUAUGACAAGUCCUUCCCCAUCUCCCAUGUCCGCUUCUGGGUCCUCCAGAUCAUCUUUGUGUCAACACCCACACUCCUCUACCUGGCUCAUGUCUUCUACCUGAACAGGAAGGAGCAGAAAUUCAACAGGAAGGAGGAGGAGCUUAAAGCCGUGCAAAAUGAUGGAGGUGAUGUUGACAUCCCGCUGAAGAAAAUCGAGAUGAAAAAGCUAAAGUAUGGCAUUGAAGAGCACGGCAAAGUAAAGAUGAAAGGUGCCCUGCUCAGAACCUAUAUAGUCAGUAUUUUCUUUAAGUCUAUGUUUGAGGUGGGCUUCCUUAUUAUCCAGUGGUACAUAUACGGCUUCAGCCUGUCUGCAGUCUACACCUGUGAGAGGUCUCCAUGCCCACACAGGGUGGACUGUUUCUUGUCUCGUCCCACAGAGAAGACCGUCUUCAUCAUCUUCAUGUUGGUGGUGUCCCUUGUGUCCCUGCUGCUCAAUGUCAUCGAGCUUUUCUAUGUGUUUUUUAAGCGGAUCAAAGAUCGUGUGAAGGGCAAACAGCAGCCCAUGCUCUACCCCAGUGGAGGCACCUUGAGUCCCACCCCUAAAGAACUGUCCACCACCAAGUACGCCUACUAUAAUGGCUGUUCCUCCCCGACUGCCCCACUCUCACCCAUGUCCCCCCCAGGCUACAAGCUGGCCACAGGGGAGCGGGGAACCGGCUCAUGCCGUAAUUAUAAUAAGCAGGCUAAUGAGCAGAACUGGGCCAACUACUCCACAGAGCAGAACCGGCUCGGCCAGAAUGGUGGAGGAAGCACUAUAUCAAACUCCCAUGCACAAGCCUUUGACUUCCCAGAUGACACCCAUGAGCAUAAGAAACUGUCCUCAACAGCAGGACACGAGCUGCAGCCUCUGGCGCUGAUGGACGCCAGGCCCUGUAGCCGGGCCAGCAGCCGGAUGAGCAGCAGAGCCAGGCCAGACGACCUGGAUGUGUGAGCCCUGGUUCCUCCUCCCACCUCUGCCUGGCUGAUGGGAUGUGCGGGUGCAGCCAGAGAAUCAGGAAACCCUCAAUCACACGGGUUCAUAAAAGAGGUGGGGCUAACCUCAAUCACUGUCUUCAGCAUAGAGACUCUUAGUCACUCGAAGAGACAUUAAAACUUGUUAUGUAACACUGUCAAAGGUACAAGUUGCAAAUAUUUUUUUUUCUCAAUGACUUUUACCAUAACCUUUUAGUGGAGCUAACCCAGCUUUAAGCGAACAGAACAGCCACAGGAAAGGUGCAGAGGUGUGCCUUAAAACCAGUCACUGAUCAGUCUAAGAACAGAGGACCACACUGGUCAAAGUGACUCAUCUGGUUUGAAUUUGCCAAGGUUACAUUAAAGGACAAUUCUAUUUUCUUCUUGUUUUCAUAGUUUCUGCUAUUCUUCCUAUUGGUGACAGCAUUUUUACUUACCACUGUCACAGCUGGUUUCUGAAGGUAUGGUGACAGCUUUACAACAGGGUGCCUUCAUAGUUGUGUCUUAACAUGUGACCAGAUCAAAAUUAGCCUUCUGAGCUAACUCUGGUUCAUUUAGAGUUUUGUUUUGUUUCUUUUGAUUGACGAGCAUUGUCACUGACAAAUAAACUAAGAACGGAGAUUCCAGUCGGGCAAAUCUCAAUCUCCAUACACACGUCCCUGAAUUUAGCCAAAUUAUCUACACCAUACAAUGUAGAACUGAAAGAAUAAUGUUGCGUUCACAUGUAAUUAGGCAGACGGUAGGGACCAGAUGGACAACACCUUCUUAAAGGCACGGUCUGAUGGGACGGCAGCAAGGUAAAAGGAAACAUGUAUGAUGAUAUGCUGUGAUGGUGUAUUAUUUACAAGGAAUGGAAUAAAUUAUAUGACAUAUAACAUUUUUUAUGUAAUUUUUCUAGUAAUGGAACAUCUGGUUGUAAAUUCUGUCGGCAAAAAGUUAAAAUAUUUUACAUUUAAAUGGCAGUGCUACCUAUGGUCACCAUUGUUUGCCUCAAAUAAUUUUACUAUCCAGAUCUUGUCCACUAAAAUGAUAUCCUGUUUGCCAUCUACCAUCAUCCGAAUUCCAUGUGAAUGCAGCUGAAGUUGAGGGUGAACCAAACUAGAUUUCAGAUCUGCCACCCGAGAAUUUAAAGUACAUACUACUUUUUGGUAAGGUUUCCUUUUGGCUCAAAACCAACACAGAGUUUCUGUAGGAGAUGGGAUGUUUUUCUUCAUUGUUGAAGUCAUUCACUGUCUUCAUCCCCAAGAUGUAUUUCUUUUUCCACCUUAGCUCCUGAGAGAGGGAAGUCAUACGCAGUAGCUGUUUGAACUAAUGGUGUUGUUUUUCAGGUGAGGUGAGCCCUGUGUGAUCACUUGGUGCACUGUUAUAAAGCUGUGCAUAGCUCAUCAGUGAGGCAUUAUCAUAACCAACAGGAAUAAUAGCCAAAAGUAUGAAAUAGAAAAAUAAAACACAAGUUGCAACAAAACAUACACACACAAACAUGUUUGCAUUGACAGAAAGUUUAAUGGACUCUGCCACACUUGCAUUGCUUUGCUCUUACAGUCUGCUUGCAUAUUAAAGCUGCAUUUAUGUGUGAACACUAUUAAUACAUUUUCUUCAGUUUCCACUUACACCAGAACAUUCUCAUCUGAGUUCUCAAUUAAAAUCAAAUAUCAGCCACAACAAAGACAGGAAUUAUUGUCCAGACAACUAUAUGUAAAGUGUUUACCACUUGGCUCAACCUUGAUCUGUGACUUACAGGAAAGGUUUUGAGGAGAAUGCUUACAAUGAGUUGUAGUGAAUAUUUAUUGCUUGGCAUCUGUAGGACACCUACCACUAAGAGGAAAAAAAUUGACUACUAUCCAGUAUCUCUUACUCACAGAAAACAUCUUACAUUAACUCCCCACAAACUGUAUAUUUAUUGACAAUAAAAAACAUUUUUCUCUCUUUAGUAACUUUGUCAGUCAGCAUGGACUGUUGUUUCCUGAUAAACUUUGAAUUUAUGUGGUGUUAUGUUUUCAUUUUGUGGUUAUAUUUGUCUUUUUUGGGGGUGUGUGUGAGAGUGGCAGGGCUGAGGGUUCAGGCUGCUGUGACACAGCAAACUCUGAUCUGCUUUUAUGUGGCUUCCAUAAAGAAAGGCUUUAUUACUGUGUGUUAUCUUUUUUUUUUUAUCUUUCAUGGGCUGUAGAGAAAGACUAGAAUGAUUCUUUGUUUUACAUAUUUGAGUGAAUGAUUUUUUUUCGUUCGGUAGGUAUUGUUUUGUUUUUCAGACUCAAUGUAACCGUUGCUGCUUGAGAAAUAGAUAUUUAGUACUGUAAAUCAAGCUAACUGUGUCACAAUAAAAAAAUGUGAGUUUUUAGAAGACUGCUUAUAGAUCUGGACUAAUAUUUAGUCAGUUAUAUUAAAAUGUAUGCCAAUGUAGCUCCACAACUACCAAAC